AUGAAGAAAGGCCUGAGUGAUGAAAAUUCAACUCAGAAUUGUCGAUCUUUACGCUACUUGCUUGACCAACCUGCUUCAAAAGGUGCAACUUUUACUUUUGAAUAUGGAACGAUUACCAUAUAUGUGACAUACGAAGAUGUUGAUCAAUUUCUGAAAAAGAGCUGGUUAAAUAUACCCAUCUUAGAAAUCUAUUCGAAGUAUAUUGCGAAAUUGUGCAACGAUAUGAAUGAUGAUAAAUUUGCAUUUAUGUCACCAUCUAGACUGGUGAUAAAUCACAAGCGUGAAUAUAACCGUAUUGAGGAAGUCACUCAGUAUAUGGCAGAGUUUUUAGUUACAAACAAAGAUAAGCGUUUUAUCUUAGCACCAUACAUCGAAGAUGAUCAUUGGAUGUUGCUUCUAUUUUGUUUGGAUGAAAGUAUCAUCUACGUGUUUGAUUUAUUGAGAAGGGAGCGGGAUAUUCGGUUGACAACACCGGCACGGACGGCAUAUAAACUGUAUGUAGCACAAGGUGGCAGGAAGAAUAAUAACCGAAAGGAAUUUCUUUGGUGUCAUGCAGAUGUUCAGUGUCCUCAACAACAAGGAGGUACGGAGUGCGGUUUAUUUGUUAUGAGGUACAUGCAUGAAAUAUUCCUGCUUUCUCGAAAAAAUCCUAAUACCAAUUGGAAAGAGGGCCUAGGCCUUGGUUCAAGAAGGUAUUUAAAGAAGGAACUGAACGAGGUUCGAGAAUUGUGGGCUGAGUUUUUUACAGUUGAAUGUCUAUAAUCAGCUAGUUGACAGACUGUAAUGACCACUACAAGCUUUUUAGUGCCAAGGACGAGAGCGAAGACUUCGAGGCAGCUAGCUUAUUUACUGCACUAAUUUCAUAAUUUUUAGUGUUGACAUGUAAUUUCACUAGAAGAUUUAUGGGUUGUAAUACAUUUUAAUCUUAAUAUACAUUGAUUAAUUCCUACGUUUAAGUUUUUGUAAUUUAAG
This is a messenger RNA of Daucus carota subsp. sativus, 972 nucleotides long. RefSeq lists its product as uncharacterized. Bases 1 to 762 code for a protein of 253 amino acids. Gene Ontology annotation, molecular function: cysteine-type peptidase activity; deNEDDylase activity. NCBI's taxonomy places the organism in Eukaryota, Viridiplantae, Streptophyta, Magnoliopsida, Apiales, Apiaceae. The transcript has 7 exons. Gene Ontology annotation, biological process: protein deneddylation; proteolysis. The record is from RefSeq and is a predicted model, not a curated record.